UCUGCGUGGGGAGGCGGCCCCUGCAGAAGAGCGGCCCUGUCGGACUGGGUAGCGCCUUCCUUCCCCUCUCUACGUGGUGCCACUGGGACUAGGGCGGGGCAGAGGCAGGAGCAUCGGACACUGGCCGGGGGAAUUCGAGCUUCGCAGAUCCUGGAGAAGUGUCUCCUAAAAUGUAGCUUUAGCUUCACUGGGAAUUUGCACCGAUUCCAGCAAUUGAUGAACCACCCAUCCACCAAUAUAGCUUGGAGCUGGGUUUGCUUGCUUGGCAGCAAUUGAGUGUACAGGUCUCCUUGUCAUGGCAACCAUUGUCCCGGAAAAACUUACCCGCCUUUUCAUUAACGUGCAGCAGCUUUGGCAGGUCCCCAGGCUGCUGGAAAUGGCGUUCCCCUCGUCUCCCUGCACCGUGAGCACCUCAGAUGUGCCUAAGGUCUUCUGGAAACCCUACAUUCACACUGGCUACAGACCCGUCAACCAGACCUGGAAGUAUUACUUCUUGACGCUUUUCCAGCAGCACAACGAAGCUGUCAACGUCUGGACUCACCUCGUGGCUGCUCUGAUCCUGCUGCUGAGGUUCCGGCGGCUUUCCCAAACGGUGGAUUUUGUGAGCGAUCCUCAUGCCCAUCCCCUGUUCAUCAUUGUCAUUGCUUCUAUCACCUACCUAACCUUCAGCACUUUGGCUCACCUCCUCCAGGCCAAAUCGGAGUUCUGGCAUUACAGCUUCUUUUUCAUGGACUAUGUGGGAGUAGCCAUUUACCAAUACAGCAGUGCCUUGGUGCAUUACUACUAUGCCAUCGAGCCAGAUUGGCAUGCAAGGAUCAUGGGGUUUUACAUGCCGGGGGCUGUUUUGCUAGCAUGGUUAUCCUGUGCAGGUUCCUGUUAUGCUAAAUAUAGAUACCACCAGCUUCCUCACCAUCUGAGCAGGCUGUGUCAGGAAAUGCCCUUGGGCCUGGCGUAUGCUCUAGAUAUUAGCCCAGUAAUUCACCGGCUCUAUACAGCACAGCCCUCCGAGCAGGUGGAUCCAGCCCUUUUAUACCACAAAUACCAGGUGCUGUUUUUCCUUAUCAGUGCUUUUUUCUUCUCUUACCCUUAUCCAGAGAAAUGGUUUCCUGGGAAAUGUCACUUCUUUGGGCAGGGGCAUCAGAUCUUCCACGUGUUUCUGGUGCUGUGCACCCUGGCCCAGGUGCAGGCAGUGGCUCUGGACUAUGAGUCAAGGAGAGAGAUUUACACCAGUCUGCACGGUGACCAGACUCACAAUUUCUCUGCCCUGUGCUUCUUCACCGUAGCCUGCUGCCUCCUCACUGCCGCUUACAUGACCAGCAAAGUGAAGUGCAAACUGAACUGCAAAGAAGAAUGAGAACUGUGGAGGGAAUGCUCCUGAUUUCUCCCAUCCUGGCUGUUUGAGGGGAUGCCACCAUAACAAUCUGGCUGUGGACUGCAGUGUAAAGAGUGAUGGAAUGCUUGGAAAUGUGCUACUGUUAAGUGAUCUGCAAAGGGAAAAUACUGGGAGUUUGUGCUCUUUUGGGUUUUUUAUGAUGUAUAAAGAAGACCUGGAAAGCUAUAUGUGUGUAUAAGGUUAAAACAUUUUCUUUUUCUGCUUAUUUUCUGCCUUAGAACUUCAGGUCCUGUCUUUAAAAGGCCUCAAUGAAGAGCUGGGAGCAACGCUUUCUUUGCUAAAUAUGCAUCUGGCUGCCCUGACAUUUACGGGCUGAGAUGACUUGCACAGCUGGGAUCCUCAGUGAGGCCUUGGCUACGCUGGCGCUUUACAGCGCUGCAACUUUCUCGCUCAGGGGUGUGAAAGAAACAUCCCCCUGAGCGCUGCAAGA
Molecule: messenger RNA, 1823 nt
Organism: Chelonoidis abingdonii (Abingdon island giant tortoise)
Lineage: Eukaryota; Metazoa; Chordata; Testudines; Testudinidae
Source: RefSeq, a predicted model, not a curated record